Messenger RNA from Clavispora lusitaniae ATCC 42720, 966 nucleotides. RefSeq lists its product as uncharacterized. The record is from RefSeq and is a predicted model, not a curated record. Lineage: Eukaryota; Fungi; Ascomycota; Pichiomycetes; Serinales; Metschnikowiaceae.
AUGCUUUCGUGUGUCCGCCGGCCCCGAUGGCUUCUGAAAGUGUCCUUGGGUUCUCCAACGGCCUUGGCCCUGUCGCCUGUUUUUUCUCCGUUCCUCAAACGAUACCUGGAUCUGUUUCUGUUUAGUUUCCGACGUUCUUACUCAGAAGGUGGUAAUGAACCCGUUUCGACCGUUCUUCCAAAACCCCCUUCUCUUUUGCAAUACAGUGAAUCGGAAAAAGAUCCUCUGCCACCUGACAAGAAAGAGCAAGAGAAAUUGAGCAACUUGGGGGCCAUGAUUGACGACCUUCGUGAAUUGGUGCCACAACUUCUAACAGAAUCUUUUCCGAAGGAAAUGGUGCUGUCAGAAGUGCUUCUCCGCAUAUGUCCAUCACAUCGGGACAUACUCAAUUCGUACUUACCAACCAUAAAGGGACGAGUUUCUUAUUACGCUACGUGUAAAGCCUUACAGUUAUUCUUCACCUCGUUGGUGCUCAAUCCGCGAGUGAAACUCCACAUUCAGCUGGUAAGGACCUCUCACUUCCCAGAACCUAAUUGCGUCUUUGCUCACUCCACAAAAGUAUACAUGCGCUGGAACACAUGCUCUGAAGGCUGCAUUCAUCUUCUUGAGCCAAACGAACCUGACCUGGUUCCUUCUGAUACCCUGAACGAAGAUUCGUCCAGUCUGGAUUCAAUGCCCGGUUCAACUUCCAAGGCAACUUUGGGAGCACACCUGUGGGCUAGAAUAGAUCCAGAAAAAUUCUCGGUAUCUCAUGUUCAGGCAAAGUCGCUUUCGGCGUCACUAUCUGAUUUGACAAAAGGCAUUAUUGGCUUAAAGAAAGAAGAUAUUAGACUUGAACGUAUCAUCCUGGGUGUCUUCGUAUUUGAGCUCAACGAAGAUAAUACAGAGAUAGUUGUCCACACUGUGGAGGAUGUCAACAUAGUCGAACGUGAACAAGAAGCACAAGGGAAACUUAGAGUGUGCUAG